Leopardus geoffroyi (Geoffroy's cat) is the source of this 1110-nucleotide messenger RNA. RefSeq lists its product as uncharacterized. Gene Ontology annotation, biological process: virion assembly. Lineage: Eukaryota; Metazoa; Chordata; Mammalia; Carnivora; Felidae. The transcript has 3 exons. The record is from RefSeq and is a predicted model, not a curated record. Bases 1 to 1110 code for a protein of 369 amino acids.
AUGUCCCCGACAUGGCCCCCUUUCCGGAAAAACCGCAGAAAGAAAUUCCCGCUCAAACCUCAGACCACGCCUCCUCCCCUUGACGAGUGGCCAGCUUUCAAUGUCAAAUGGCCACCAGAGGGAACCUUCGACCUUCCUACCAUCCACCGAGUCAGGGGUAUCAUCUCUCGGCCUAAGACGGGCCAUCCUGGUCAGCUCCCUUACAUUAUCGUUUGGCACAACCUUGUAACAGACCCACCCUCUUGGCUUAAGCCCUUCCUAGACCCAUGCCCUCCAGAGCCAAAACCCAUUCUUGCUUUGCUGGGGACAGAGAAGAAGGAGAACAAGAAAAGUCUUACCCAGCCUUCAGCACCCCUCUACCCUGUCAUACAAGGGGGGACUGAAGAAGAAUUAAUUUUUCCUCCCCCGUAUAACCCCCCUAGGAUGCUGGAAGAACACCAUCCUCCCCCUCCGGGGGAGGCAGACGCUGUUCCAAGAGCAGGAGGCAGAAACACUCCAGUGGGAAGCCCACCCUUUACCAGACAAAGGGCUCAGAGGGAGCAAUCCACCUCUGCCACCGACUCCACUAUUCUGCCCCUGCGAGCCACCAGACCCCCAGACAUGGAGGGGAAUCAGCCCCAUCACUAUUGGCCUUUUGCCACUAGUGACCUCUACAAUUGGAAAGCUCAGAAUCUUAAGUUUUCCAAAAAACCAGCAGGGCUUAUUGAUUUAUUAGACUCUGUUCUUUUUACCCAUCAGCCCACAUGGGACGAUUGCCAGCAGCUUUUGCAGGUCCCGUUCAUGACUGAGGAAAAAGAAAGAAUCCUCAAUGAGGCCCGAAAACUAGUUCCAGGCACAGACGGGAAUCCCACCAUCAACCAGGCUCAGAUAGAUGCCUCCUUCCCCUUAACUUGGCCCCAGUGGGAUUUCAACAUGGCAGAAGGUAAGGAGAGGCUCCGGGUCUACUGCCAGACUCUAAUCUCUGGCUGCCUUUUUAGAACGGAUCAUGGAGGCAUUCCGUACCUAUACCCCCAUGGAUCCAGAGGCUCUGGAAAGCAAGGCAGCUGUUAUCAUGGCCUUUGUAAACCAAUCGGCCAUAGACAUUACGAAAAAAUUACAGAAAAUAGAUAG